AUGCGAUUCCUCCUCUCGAUUCUCGUUUUUUCGUCAGCGACCUUUGGGUCUGUUAAGGCCGCAAGUUGUAUUGAUGGAUUCGAUUUGGUGAAUGAUGCGAUGUGUGUUAAAUUGGUGACGGAUCAAGUGACACGAGAUGUGGCAAGACGAGAAUGCAAUUUGAUGGGUGCACAUUUGGUGACGAUUGAAAAUCAGAUUGUGAGUUUAGCGCGGGCUUACGCUUAGGGUCUAGGCUUGGGUAUACAGGCUUAAACUUAGGUUAGGGUAUACAGGCUUAAACUCAGGUUUUAGGAUUGGGUAUACACACAGGCUUGAACUCAGGGUUUAGGCUUGAGUAUACAGGCUUUUAUUAAACUUAGGUUUUAGGCUUGAACUUAGGUUUUAGGCUUGGGUAUACACACAGGCUUAAACUUAGGUUAGGGUAUACAGGCUUAAACUUAGGUAUUUACAGGCUUUGGGUAUACAGGCUUAAACUCAGGUUUUAGGUUUGGGUAUACAGGCUUAAACUUAUGUUUUAGGCUUCGGUAUACAUGCUUAAACUUAGGUUUCAGGCUUGGGUAUACAGGCUUAUUAAACUUAGGUUUUAGGCUUGGGUAUACAGGCUUUUAUUAAACUUAGGUAUUAGGCUUGGGUAUACAGGAUUAAACUCAGGGUUUAGGCUUGGGUAUACAGGCUUAAACUUAGGUUUCAGGCUUGGGUAUACAGGCUUAAACUUAGAUUUUAUGCUUGGGUAUACAGGCUUUUAUUAAACAUAGGUUUUAGGCUUGGGUAUGCAGGCCUACGUUUAGGAAUUUUGUGUUAUGUUAGAUAUGCAGGUCUGGGCUUAGUUGGACAUUUAGGCUUAGACAUAGUCAGGCAUUAUAAUAAAACUGAAAAAUCCUCAAUCACAAUUUCAGGAAAACAACGCGAUCUUCAAGAUGGUAAUGUCAGCUAACACACAAAUUUGGUUAGGAUUGGUGAGCGAAAAAAGGCUAGACGGAACCUACGCUUGGACGAAUGCAGAUUAUCGUUACACUAUUCUUGGACCAACUUUGAUUAUUUGCCCAACAUAACUGACGGACAGUGUGUUCUUAUGCCAAAUGAAGCUUCCGUUAAAGGUUUCUGGUACAGCGUUGAUUGCGAACAACCGAAAGCUGGAUAUAUUUGUGAAAUAGAUCCCGUUGACACUUGCGUUGAGGAUACAUUGAAAGGAUAUUGUUAUUGGGCAAUCGGAGACUUGACAAAAGAUGAAGCUGUAAAUGCAUGCGCUAAAACUUGCGGUGGACAAAUCGCAUCAAUUCAUAACGAUGCUGAAAAUACCAUGACUUCUUAUGGUGCGUUUGGUCCUAAUGGAGAUCACGGACCUAUAGGUUAUGCUCGAAUUGGAGCACAAUUAUCUAGUAACAAUUUGAAUUCUUGGAUCGAUAAUUCAACUUGGGAUUUUUCAAACAUCGGAUAUCAAAAUUCACACGUCGGAUCGUGCUAUAGUAUCUCAUUGAGAGAUCAAGAAGUUGCACGGGGUAGAUGGAUAAGUGCAGAUUGUGAUUAUCAAAUGCCUACAGUAUGUAGAAGAAGAUCAGAUGCGAAAUGUCCAAUUACACCUUCGCAAUGCACAACACCAACAUAUUUGAGCACAGCAAACUCAACUUCUGUUGAAUCUCCAAAUUAUCCAUAUCCAUAUUGCACAAAUCCAGUCGGACCUUGUUAUUAUGUAUUAUCUGGGCCUAGUAACACAAAUUUGAGUCUACGCUUCCCAAUUUUCAACUUGGAUACGGUAAGAGCUUGGCCAAAUUUCAAAUUUCGAAAAAAAAUUAUAUUUUUUUCAGAACUCAACAAUUUCACUCUAUUCAUCAUUAAGCGAUGCUCCACCAUUCAAAAUUUUGUCAAGCUCAAACUUUGAUGGAACUUCUACUUGGUACAAUUCGCCGAGCAAUAUUAUCAAAAUUGUGUUCAAUGAUCGAACAAUUGAAUGUAACAGCACCACGGCGAUUUAUAGUUGGAAGGCGGAAUUUCAAACAUCGACUACAACAGUCUUGAAUUGA
Molecule: messenger RNA, 2021 nt
Organism: Caenorhabditis angaria
Lineage: Eukaryota; Metazoa; Nematoda; Chromadorea; Rhabditida; Rhabditidae
Source: the annotation of a GenBank genome assembly